AUGGUGGAGGUAACAGCUGCAGGUGAUGUCUUCACUCUUUGUAUGAAGCACAGAUCAGCCUUAGGAAUCAUGUGGUUUAUUUUGUCGCAUUCUCCCGACUUACAACGCCUUUGCCUCUCAUUCUUCCCUCCAUCGUCCCCAUUGCCCCUAUUUCCUUCCAUAUCCAUCAUACCCAUCUGCUCACACCAUUUCCAAAAUAAACCUGUCACAAAAACCCAUCGUCACCUUCUGCGCCUCCUUCAGGUAUCGGCGGCGCUGUGUAUCGUGGCGUCGGCUGCGAAUCAAGACGCGUCCGAGUAUCCCGAGGGUUACUAUGCCUUUGAGGAAGCCCCUGGGAAGACGCCGCCGAAGGUCCGGAAGCCUCCUUAUCUGCAGUCGAAGAUCCCGUGUAAAGGAGCCCUGGAGACGGACGAGGAGGCCAAGCAGAGCCUCAACAACCUGUGCGGCGACCUGAACGAGGGGCGGCUUCCCCUGAACCCCAUGGGCCAGUCUGUCCUCGGCCACUCGUACCCCUUCGACCUGAUCAAGAACAUGACGCUGGACUUCUUUAGCAAGACGCUGCCGAUCCUCAAAGAGGACAAGACGCUGCCCAAAGUGGCCAAGCUGAGGAGCCGCAACGUCCCCCUCAGAGACCAGUUCCGCGUGAUCCGGCGCCCCGUCCGCUCCUCCGGCGAUGAGCCUCCCGCAGACGCCCUGCAGCAGGAGGGCGAGACGGAAGGCGCGAAGGAACCUGCGAUCGUGACGGAGGCGGAGGCCGGGGCGGAAGGCCGUUCCCUGGGCGACAUCUCCGAGGGAGUUUCUGCCAGGCGCGCCAGGGCCUUCUGCGACGACAACUGGGGCUUGUUCUGCCUUCUCUACAACACCAUGUCUGGCAAGAGCGCGUCCGGAGGCGUGGCUCAGGACCGCAACGACGACGACUUCGACAGCUCGCUCAACGGACUCGGAGGAAACCUGGGCGGGAUGCAGCCUCUCACGCCCUGUCCUUCCGCCGUGGAAUACAUCACGCCCGUUUUCGCCAGGAAUUAUCAGGGCGUGUGGCGCUACGUGGUGCAGAUUCCCUACGAGGGAUACUUCACACAGACGGUCGAAGUUACUCAGUGCUUGUCUGGCAAAUGCUAUUACCUCUCUGGCGCGUGUCUGGCCUCGCCUCGCUGGGUGUCGCUCCUGGUGGCCGAAAUCUACUACCCGGACGUCGUGUUCCCGGCGGCGACCGGCAAGCGACCCAACUUCAGCCGCGCCGCCGUAUCCUCCGAUGGGCCGCCCACGCCCUUCCUGCAGCAGCGGCAGGGCGUCGCAGGAACCACCAGCCCCGUCACGCCCCACUACUGCGAUGGUCAGGACGAAAUCGGAUGCUUCCAGGUACGACUCUACUACGACUGGUUCCUCAUCCCCGGGUCGUGCAAAUGCUGGAAGCAGGAUUACUUCGCUCAGUUCGCUUACCGGAAGUAGACAGUCUUCGUCACGACUGAAACGACCCGAUUCUGCACGCUGCCUGUUGGCUUUCUCUCACUUCUGUCCUCUUUUUUUUUUCUUUUCAUCUUUUUCCUUGAUUCUUCUUCUAUUGAGCUGCGAAAUUUCCCGAGGACCAGUCUCUUUUUCCUGGGAGGAAUCGUUUAGUCAGUUCUGUUGUACAAAAAGAACAUUCCCUUAGAUAUUUGUAUGCUCAACUCUUCAUGUGAUUGCAUUAAACAAUUUGUAUAUGAAACGACAGGAUAUCACAGGUGAAUUCUCGAAGGUUCAUCGUAGUGUUAUUGUAAGGCUAUUAUUUCGCUUUUUCAAAGUCCACAUUCUGAUCGUAUCAUCCUGAGCACAAAUAAGAUCUGCUGAUUCCGUUUUCUGUUAACAUUGGUAGAUACUUAUUUUGAAUAGUCACGUAAGGUUUCAUUCAUUCCUUUUAUUCUCUGCACGAAAUUCAAACAUGUCUACGUCAAUACCUUCCAGUAAUUUAUAUCAUAUUAAGAGAAAAGAUAUUGUCUUUGGUUGUAAUGUCACUUCCGUUUUCUUGAUGUACCACUUCGUAGAUAUCACAUUACUCUUAGGUGUUCUAUGACUAGAUAUAUGGCACUGUACACUUGUAAGCGUAAGGUAUGUGGAGACAGUGAAGGGCAGGAAGUUAAGGAAGCCCGUUUCAUUUUUCUUGACUGAUUGUACUCAAUAAUCACCCAAUCAUUACUUGUCAUCAUAUCCAUUAAUCGUUACUGUUAUUUCAUAUCAAUUUUAGGUAUCACUGAGCAGACUAAAUGGUGUACGACUACAUGAUAUAUAUAUUUCCAAAUCCUCUUUCUGGACAUCGGAGGUGCGCAUUUAGAAACCUUACCCCAUGCAAGUUUAGUAACUAGUAUAAUUAAAUUAUGAUAGUGGUUGAAAAAUCAACUAUACACAAUAAGUUUACUGAAAGAUAUAACCGGUCUGAAGUCGUAGAGCAGAGAAAAGGGGAGAAAGAGGAGAAAUACAGUACAAGGAGAACAUGUGAUCUUCCUUUUCCUUACCUACCCUUCUCUCCUAUUUUGUGAAUAGUGUUCUCUAUUCCCCUAGGGCGACUGAUAAGAAUUACACAAAUCCCGGAGUUGGAUUACCUUUACAGACACUAUUGGAAGCAAAACAUAUGAAAAUGUUCAAAUGCAAUGACAAUAAAUCAACAACUAAGCAAUGUGGAGAUAGAGCAUACACAGGAAACUAGCAGUCAAAUUGACAAGGUCACAUAGACCGAACUGAUUGUUUUCUCUGAUUACACUCGGCUAUUUGUUAAUGUACAUAUUGUAGGUUAAGAUUGUUUUUAUCGAUUUCUAUUGGCAUUCCACUGAUGUAUAAGUUACACAUAAAAUAAAUCAAGUAAAGUU
Messenger RNA from Penaeus vannamei (Pacific white shrimp), 2840 nucleotides. Lineage: Eukaryota; Metazoa; Arthropoda; Malacostraca; Decapoda; Penaeidae. The record is from RefSeq and is a predicted model, not a curated record.